This is a messenger RNA of Lepus europaeus (European hare), 309 nucleotides long. RefSeq names its product prostate and testis expressed 1 (gene PATE1). The record is from RefSeq and is a predicted model, not a curated record. NCBI's taxonomy places the organism in Eukaryota, Metazoa, Chordata, Mammalia, Lagomorpha, Leporidae. The coding region runs from base 1 to 309 and encodes 102 amino acids. The transcript has 3 exons.
AUGGACAAAUACCCUCUCCUGGAACUCCUCACGCUGCUCUGCUGCUUUAGGGUUCGGAGAUUUAUUCAAUGUAGGAUGUGUCACCUCCAGUUCCCAGGAGAAAAGUGCUCCAGAGGAAGGGGCUUAUGUACUGCAACCACAGAGGAGGCCUGCACAGUUGCCAGGAUGUUCGAUAAGAAUGGAGCUCUCUGGUUAACCUUCAUGGGCUGCCUAAAGAACUGUGCUGAUGUGAAAAACAUAAAAUGGAGUGUCUAUUCGGUGAACUUCAGGUGUUGCAGGAGCUACGACUUGUGCAAUGAAAACCUGUAG